GCCAUUUCCCCCCCAAGAAACAUCCAAACAAGGCUUCUCCUCCUCUCCUAAAGGAAAGCAAAAGUACUGAUAAGAGAGAAACACAGCAGAGCCUAGCAGCAGCACCAUCAAACUUCAAGUCCCAACAAUGGCGGACUUCCCCAUCUCUCCAGUAGCCCAAUCAUCACAAUCCAUCACUUCACCAUACAAAUUCGUUUCCAGCUUCACAAAUUUCCAACUUCACUCUAUAGCCCCCACAAGAUCCAAGCUUUUCUUGGCCGGAACCACGAUUCCACGCUCCAGAAGAGCAAAGAAAUAUUUAUCUGUCAAAAACGUCGCCAGUGAUCAAAGCCAUGAGCUCAAAGACGCCAUCUCCCAUCAAGAAGCCAAUGCUCUGGAAGAUUUUGUUCCGGAUUCAUCCUCAAUUGCACUAAGCAUCAAGUACCAUGCCGAAUUCACGCCGUCAUUCUCCCCUGAAAAGUUCAAGCUUCCAAAGGCUUACGUGGCGACGGCGGAGAGCAUUCGUGAUUCGCUCAUCAUAAACUGGAAUGCAACUUACGAGUACCACGAGAAGAUGAAUGUGAAGCAGGCUUAUUACUUAUCCAUGGAGUUCCUUCAGGGUAGAGCGUUGCUGAAUGCUAUAGGCAACCUAGAGCUAACUGGUGCUUACGCGGAGGCUCUGAAGAAGUUGGGAUAUUCCCUCGAAGAUGUAGCGAAACAGGAGCCAGAUGCAGCACUUGGAAAUGGCGGAUUAGGCCGCCUAGCAUCCUGCUUUCUAGACUCUCUGGCCACACUAAACUACCCAGCUUGGGGAUAUGGGCUAAGAUACCGAUACGGCUUGUUCAAACAGCUGAUUACCAAAGAUGGACAGGAGGAAGUUGCAGAAAAUUGGCUUGAGAUGGGCAAUCCAUGGGAGAUUGUGAGAAACGAUGUUUCCUACUCAGUGAAAUUCUACGGUCAAGUGAACACAAACACUGAUGGAACCAAAGAAUGGGUUGGAGGGGAGGAAGUAACUGCAGUUGCUUAUGAUGUUCCAAUUCCUGGGUACAGGACCAAGACGACAGUAAACCUGAGGUUGUGGUCCACGAAGCUUUCUCCUCGAGAUUUCGAUUUGCAUGCUUUCAACGUUGGAGAUCAUGCCAAAGCAUAUGCAGCAAUGAAGAGUGCUGAAAAGAUUUGUUACGUGUUGUACCCUGGGGACGAGAGCCAAGAAGGGAAGACUCUUAGGUUGAAGCAGCAGUAUACGCUUUGCUCUGCAUCUCUUCAGGACAUAAUAGCUCGAUUCGAGAGGAGAUCAGAUGGAGGAGAAGAAAAAGAAGAAGGUCCAGUGAAUUGGGAAGAGUUUCCUGAGAAAGUUGUUGUUCAGAUGAACGACACUCACCCAACGUUAUGUAUUCCUGAGCUCAUCAGGAUCUUGGUGGAUGUCAAAGGCUUGACCUGGAAGCAAGCUUGGAAUGUCACUCGAAGAACUGUUGCAUACACAAACCACACGGUUUUGCCGGAGGCUCUUGAGAAAUGGAGUUUGGACCUUGUUCAAGAGUUGCUUCCAAGACAUGUUGAGAUAAUUAAGCAGAUCGACGAAGAGCUGAUACACAUAAUCAUAGAGAAAUAUGGAGCCGCAGACGUUGACUUGUUACACGAAAAGCUUAAGGAAAUGAGGAUUCUUGACAACAUUGAGUUGCCUGGAUCAGUUCUGGACCUGUUAAUGAACUCUAAAGAACAAGUGGUUUCAUCCGCUUUAACAAUUGAAAGUUCUGAAGAAGAGGUAAAAAAAACUAAUCAGCAAGAGGAAGAUGGUGAAGCAGAGGAAAUCGAGCAAGGCGAAAAUGAGCUGAAGCUGUUUAUACCAGACCCAACACAGCCAAAGUUGGUGAGAAUGGCAAAUCUCUGUGUAGCAGGUGGAUUCUCGGUGAAUGGAGUGGCUGAGAUCCAUAGUGAGAUUGUGCAGAAUGAAGUGUUCAAUGGGUUCUACAAGUUGUGGCCUGAGAAGUUCCAGAACAAGACUAAUGGCGUGACACCAAGGAGAUGGAUUCGGUUCUGCAACUCUGACCUCAGCAGCAUAAUAACUAAAUGGAUUGGGACGGAAGAUUGGGUUUUGGACACUGAGAAACUAAUGGAACUCAGAAAGUUUGCAGACAACGAGGAUCUCCAACGGGAAUGGCGGGAAUCGAAGAGGCGGAACAAGGUGAAGGUGGCAGCUUUCUUGAAGGAAAAAACAGGAUACACAGUGAGCCCAGAUGCAAUGUUCGAUGUCCAGGUGAAGAGGAUCCACGAGUACAAGAGGCAGCUGUUGAACAUCCUAGGGAUCGUUUACAGGUACAAGAAAAUGAAAGAGAUGAUGGAAAUCAGCAGCCCUGAAGAAGUGAGGUCAAAGUUCGUUCCCAGGGUUUGCAUCUUUGGUGGCAAAGCUUUUGCUACUUAUGUUCAGGCCAAGAGGAUUGUCAAGUUCAUUACAGAUGUUGGUUCCACCAUCAACCGUGACCCGGAUAUCGGCGACCUCCUGAAGGUCGUAUUUGUGCCGGAUUACAACGUAAGCGUGGCGGAGGUGUUGGUACCAGGGAGCGAGCUGUCGCAACACAUAAGCACGGCGGGAAUGGAGGCCAGUGGGACUAGCAACAUGAAAUUCGCGAUGAACGGCUGCAUCCUGAUUGGGACAUUGGACGGGGCUAACGUGGAGAUCAGGCAAGAAGUCGGAGAAGACAACUUCUUCCUCUUUGGUGCACAGGCCCACGAAAUUGCGGGGCUGAGGCAAGAAAGAGCCGAGGGGAAGUUUGUGCCAGACCCACGGUUCGAGGAAGCCAAGGCUUACGUGAGAAGUGGUGUGUUCGGGACGUACAACUACGAUGAAUUGAUGGGAUCACUGGAAGGGAAUGAAGGGUAUGGACGAGCUGAUUAUUUCCUGGUUGGCAAAGACUUCCCGAGCUACAUCGAGUGCCAAGAACAAGUUGACUUGGCUUACAGAGACCAGAAGAGAUGGACAAAGAUGUCGAUCUUGAACACUGCUGGAUCUUUUAAGUUCAGCAGCGACAGAACCAUUCAUCAGUACGCAAGGGAUAUAUGGCAGAUCGAACCUCUUCAUCUUCCUUGAGUAAGUUUGAGCUCUUUUUUGUACUAGAGAAAGGAGGGACAUAACAGAAUAGAAUGAUGUUGUUGGUUCACGAAGCUGAAAGCUCGACUUCUUGUUGAAUAUUUCAGGGCCAUGUCGAUUGUUUGCUCCCUUAUGUACAUGUUGGAGAUAAGAUAGUAGUUGCAAAAGGAUAGGAAACAAUCCGCGUCGCAGAAGGAUUUGAAGACAUGCGCCAAAAAACUCAAAGUUUGAAUUUGACUAUGUGCUUUUUUUAAAAUUGUGUCAUGUUGAUUCAAUUUAUCUUUUAACGAUGUGUGUUUGUGUCAGUUAAGUUCCGAGAGUAGUUAGCUUUCAGUUUGCAACUGAUUAGGUAGUUCGAAGCUACCCUAUGUAGAAACAUGUGCUUGGCUCCGCCAAUCGGUCUCUAAUGAAUUAUCGGGGGAAAAUUGGUCUCUAAUAGAUGGUUUUCACAAUAAUCUCAAAAUUUUUAA
This is a messenger RNA of Linum trigynum, 3537 nucleotides long. Lineage: Eukaryota; Viridiplantae; Streptophyta; Magnoliopsida; Malpighiales; Linaceae. The record is from the annotation of a GenBank genome assembly.